AAAUCAUCUCUUGCCUCCCUCUUCCCUUUCUAGAACACCUGGUCUAUCCAAAAUCUAUGGCACAAACACAGCAACGAGCAUCCAGAAAAAUUCGAUAAUGGCGUUUAUGCAUCUUCAUCAUCAUCUUCUUCCAUCGCCGUCUCUCUUAUUCUCGAAAGCUUCACCGUCGGUUUCCAGAUCAUUAUCUUGCUUGUCUACGCCAUCAUUUCCGUCCAAAAAAUCAACUGAUUGCAGCAACUGGCUUCUUCGUUUUCCCCAAAAAUCUCUGAGUUUUGCGCUUUCUGGAGCUCUCGCGCUCGGAAUAACUAUCUCAGGAGUUGGAUUUGCGGACGCUAUAGUUGGGGUUAACAAACCAGAAUUGCUUCCCAAGGAGUUCACCUCUGUCAUUGAUGUUGCUGGAUUUCUAUCUGAUGGUCAGGAAAUUAGGCUGAAACAAGAAAUUGCUGACAUUGAGAAGGAUACUGGUUAUAAGUUGCGAGUUUUGGCCCAAAAUUAUCCUGUGACACCAGGGCUGGCGAUCAAAGAUUUCUGGCAAGUGGAUGAUAGAACAAUUGUGUUUGUUGCCGAUCCUACAUUUGGUAACAUAUUGAACUUCAACGUCGGAACAUCUGUCGAUUUGGACAUUCCACGGAGUUUUUGGAGCCGUUUGGCUGGAAAGUAUGGAAACAUAUUUUAUUGGAAAGAGAAGGGUGAAGAUGCGUCUAUUGAAUCAGCUGUCAUUGCAAUAUCUAAUUGCUUGAAAGAACCAGUUGGGCCAAAUAACUGUUCUGAGAUAAAAUAACAGCAUCAAACAAUUUUGAAAAUCAUGAUUAGGAUGGCAGACCUAAAAUUAUGAAUCCUGACUAUUGAAAAAUCUACAUUGAUCGGGAGAGCAAUAAAGUAACGAUAUUUUUUACCAAGUCAAAAAAUAGAUCCCGUCACAUCACUUUCUUUCCAUUUUUUAUAUGAACUUAGAAUUUGGACGAGAUUGUAUCAAAAGAAUCAUGUAAGGCGUUCUCAUGCA
This is a messenger RNA of Cucurbita moschata (crookneck pumpkin), 1003 nucleotides long. RefSeq names its product thylakoid lumenal 15.0 kDa protein 2, chloroplastic-like. NCBI's taxonomy places the organism in Eukaryota, Viridiplantae, Streptophyta, Magnoliopsida, Cucurbitales, Cucurbitaceae. The transcript is spliced from 7 exons. The coding region runs from base 98 to 781 and encodes 227 amino acids. The record is from RefSeq and is a predicted model, not a curated record.